Molecule: messenger RNA, 1497 nt
Organism: Daucus carota subsp. sativus
Lineage: Eukaryota; Viridiplantae; Streptophyta; Magnoliopsida; Apiales; Apiaceae
Product: 2-alkenal reductase (NADP(+)-dependent)
Exons: 5
Coding region: 268-1299 (343 amino acids)
Molecular function (GO): 2-alkenal reductase [NAD(P)H] activity
Source: RefSeq, a predicted model, not a curated record
AUUCAUUUUUCACAUUGCAGGCCAAAAAAUAGUGUGAACAGUGUGAAGAAAAUCAAAAGCGAGCGAUGAUUCCAGAGUCACAUGGAUAACUCCUGAACGCCCACAAUUGUACACAUUGCAAACAAGUCACAGCUGACGCCAUCACAAUUCUCCAGACUCGCCCACAAUCUCUACUAUAUAUCCCAAGCGAUUCUUCCCCAAUCAACCAAAACCAAAAGCAAACAAAACCCAUAUACUGAAAUAUCGACCCGGUUUAAUCGUGUAGAAAUGGAUGAAACUGUGGAUAACAAACAGAUUGUGCUGAAAGAGUACAUUCGAGGGUAUCCCAAGGAGAGUGAUAUGGCUACCCAAGUUUCCAAAAUGAGCUUGAAAGUACCUCAUGGGUCUAAUGGGAUUGUGGUCAAGAAUCUUUAUUUGUCAUGUGACCCUUAUAUGCGCUCUCGUAUGACUAAAUCAACAGCUGUUUACGUUGAGGCUUUCACUCCUGGUCAGCCUAUUGUGGGAUAUGGGGUGGCGAAAGUUGUGGAUUCAGGGACCCCAAAGUUCAAGAAAGAUGACUUGGUAUGGGGAAUGACUGGAUGGGAAGAGUAUAGUCUCAUUACAAACACAGACACUUUGUUUAAAAUAGAGCACACAGAUGUGCCUCUUUCCUACUACACGGGCUUGUUAGGUAUGCCUGGUAUGACUGCUUAUGCUGGUUUCUAUGAGGUGGCUACACCAAAGAAAGGAGAAUAUGUUUUUAUUUCAGCCGCAUCUGGAGCAGUUGGUCAACUUGUUGGACAGUUUGCAAAGCUUUUUGGCUGCUAUGUUGUUGGGAGUGCUGGAAGUAAAGAAAAGGUUGACCUUCUGAAGAAUAAAUUUGGAUUUGACGAGGCUUUUAAUUACAAAGAAGAGAAAGACCUUGCUGCUGCAUUAAAAAGGUACUUUCCUGAUGGCAUUGACAUUUACUUUGAGAAUGUUGGAGGAAAGAUGCUUGAUGCUGUGCUUCUUAACAUGAGGCCCCAUGGGCGCAUUGCUGUGUGUGGGAUGAUCUCUCAGUACAACCUUGAAAAUCCCGAAGGCGUACACAAUUUAACGCAAGUCAUUGUGAAGCGACUCCGUGUCGAAGGGUUUCUUGUGUUUGAAUACUACCAUCUUUAUCCCAAGUUUCUGGAGAUGGUUCUGCCAUAUAUAAAGGAAGGGAAGAUAAAUUAUUUGGAAGACACAGCUGAAGGGCUGGAGAGUGCUCCAGCGGCUCUCAUCGGGCUUUAUUCUGGUCGUAACAUCGGUAAGCAAGUGGUCGUCGUUGCUCGUGAAUGAAUCUGUUAAUCUACAUCUGGAUUCGGGAUCAUAGAAUUAGUAACUGUCAGUUCUACUUUUCUGCAAGGAAGAUGUUAAUGUGGCGCUUGCUUAGUUUUCGAAUUUGUAUGCAAUUUUAUGACACCAGAAUAAUGUAUAUGCUAAAGUUUGUGUAAUAAGCGGAUUUUUUAUAUAAUAACUUCUUUCAUUUGGGAAGUA